This is a messenger RNA of Pneumocystis jirovecii RU7, 435 nucleotides long. Its product is annotated as AP-2 complex subunit sigma. Gene Ontology annotation, cellular component: AP-2 adaptor complex; intracellular membrane-bounded organelle. The transcript has 5 exons. Gene Ontology annotation, molecular function: clathrin-cargo adaptor activity. The record is from RefSeq and is a predicted model, not a curated record. Gene Ontology annotation, biological process: clathrin-dependent endocytosis; protein transport. Bases 1 to 435 code for a protein of 144 amino acids. Lineage: Eukaryota; Fungi; Ascomycota; Pneumocystomycetes; Pneumocystales; Pneumocystaceae.
AUGCUUCAAUUUAUUCUUGUUCAAAACAGACAAGGAAAAACGAGGCUUUCAAAAUGGUAUGUACCAUGUGAUGAUCAAGAAAAAAAUAGAAUUAAAGGUGAAAUUCAUCGUCUUAUUGUUCCAAGGGAUCAGAGACAUCAAUCCAAUUUUGUAGAUUUUUGUAAUCAUAAAAUUAUUUAUCGUAGAUAUGCUGGUCUUUUUUUUUCUGUUUGUGUUGACUUAGACGAUAAUGAAUUGGCUUAUCUUGAAGCAAUACAUCUGUUUGUUGAGGUUAUUGAUCGUUUUUUUGGAAAUGUCUGUGAAUUAGAUUUGAUCUUUAAUUUUUAUAAGGUAGUUUAUGUUAUUUUAGAUGAGGUUUUUUUGGCUGGAGAGAUUGAGGAGAUUAGUAAAAGUGUUAUUUUAACGCGUUUGGAAGAACUGAGUCGUUUAGAAUAG